GAAGGGUAGAAACGCGAGAUCGUGCUCAGAGUUAACCGGGGCUGCUACUGGGGUGGAUUUUAUAAUAAAAAAUCACAGUAAUACAGACGUACUUACUCAGCCGUACUCUUUGGAAUAGACCUUUUUCAAACUACAAUAUUAGAAAAAAAAAUAAAAAUAAAACGAAGACUGAUGUGCGUUUAUUCAUAAAGUCUAGACUGAAAAAAUGAAAAAUAAAGUAUAAUGUUAAGUGAGUGAGAUGCGAAUGAAACUCGUCGUAUUAUUCAUCUCACUGUCUUUGUUGUGUUAAAUUUAAGCCGGUAGAUUUUAAGCGCGCGCGCGCGCGUUAAAAAAAAAUUUUAAGAGUAAAAAAUAUAAAAUAAAAAAAAAACGGUUUUACGGGCGGGGGUAGUUGUAGUUGGUGUGCUGCGACGCGGUGGUGGUGAGCAAACCAGUGGCGCUUUCAACCGACUCCCGCAGUUUUCACGUACCACCGAGGCGUUAACAUUAAAUCCUGACCGUGUUCUUUAGUUUUAAUUUUUUACUUAAAAAAAUUAAUAUCAAUAUAUUAUUCUUAACAAACUACUCAUCUAUGAUAUCAAAACUAAUCAGUGACAGUGUUAAUUAUUUAUAAAAACGAUUAUUUAAAAAAACAUUAAAAUGAAGUCGAAUUUGUUUACAAUAGGACCGAGCUUAGUAGUGAGGGUGAAAAUUUGAAUACCAAAAGUUUUGUGUCAGAGUGGGCGGUCCAGGAUUUUGUUAUCACUCUCCACCCUUUUAUUUCCUCUUUCCUCACCUCGCCUCGCUUCUCUCCUCUUCUCUUUUCAUCUCUUCACUCACACUUGUCUUAAACUCUUUACUCCAUACCAGAGACCAACUUUACCUUCAAAGCUUUUCACCCCGUCUGUCUAUUACUGCCGUUACUACUGAAACCGCAACUGCCCCAAUAUAUUUUUAUAUAUCGUAACAGUAGAAUAGUCGGUUAUCGUGGCGUCCUCGGCGUUUAGUUUCGCCCCAGUGGACAUGUUUAGUGAUAACAAUACGAGUAUUUUACACCUUAACCAGGAAUAUUUAAGUGAAUUAUUUACAGUAAAGACAACAAUGAGGUAAAACUGGGUGGUAAAUUAAAUGGAAGUAAGAUUGACGAGGAUAAGUGCGAUGCCACGACGUGAACACUGUUCAUUGGCGUCAAUAGGCGUUUUGUUGUUACUGUUGAUAAUAUUAUUGGGCAGAGUUUGUUAUGUUAUUGGUGACAAGUGUGCUGAUGAGUGUACGUGCAAGUGGAAAGGUGGUAAACGUACUGUCGAGUGUGUAAAACGUUUAUUAACAAGUAUCCCAGAUGAAAUAGAUCCUGAAACUCAGGUAUUGGAUGCUAGUGAUAAUGAUAUUAAAUUAUUGCCGAGUAAUAUAUUUAUACGGGUUAGUUUAACAAAUUUACAACGUGUUUAUUUACGAAAUUGCCGUAUGGAAAAAAUAGAUAACGAUGCACUUAACGGUCUGACGAAUUUAAUUGAAUUGGAUUUAAGUAACAAUCGUCUGACAUCGGUACCAAGUUUGAGUUUAGCCAAGGCUCCAUUUUUACGGGACUUAUCGUUGUCUAAUAAUCCGCUUAUUCGCAUACAGUCAAAUGUAUUUCGUACGACGUCUAAUUUAAUAAAACUCGAUUUAUCAAACGCUCAAAUAAGUGAAAUAGAAUCGAAUGGUUUACGUGGUCUUGAAUCAUUGGAGACACUUAAAUUAAAUGGUAAUCGUUUAUUAACAUUAAAUCCGGGUACUUUUGAACCAUUAAAUAAAUUAACAAGUAUUGAAUUACAUGAUAAUCCGUGGAUAUGUAAUUGUCAUUUACGUGAAAUGAAACAGUGGUUAGUAAAACAUAAUUUGCCGACAUUGAUAUCACCAAUAUGCCAUGGUCCUGAACAAUUAAUAAAUAAACCAUUUAUUGAUUUAACAAUUGAUGAUUUUGCAUGUCGUCCAGUACUUAUGAUAACUUCACGUUAUGCUGAGGCAACAAUUGGUGAAAAUGCAAGUAUCGUUUGUCGUGUAUCAGCAGUACCACCGGCUAAAAUAAAAUGGUACUGGAAUAGUAAAUUAUUGACAAAUCAAACAUCAUUCAGUAGUUAUCAAAAAAUAUAUAUUUAUGAAGAAGGACAGUUCAGUAAACGGAGUACAUUGAUACUGACCAACGCCCAGGAAACAGACUCGAGUGACUUUUUUUGUGUUGCUGAAAAUCGUGCCGGAAGUGUCGAGGCUAAUUUUACGCUUCAUGUUUCUGUAAGAACUGCUGGUAUGUCGACAUUGGGAAGCGGUCAAAUCGCUGGUAUAUCCGCAGCUCUUGUUGUCCUAAUACUGAUAAUAUUGCUGAUAAUACUCGUACUCUUUGUACGUUUGCGUCGGAUGCCAGUGAAGGAUGUUAAAACAAACGCCGCAAAUGCUAUGGAAGUAUUGCCAUCGGACACGAGUAAUCACGAUACCAAUAAUUCAACGACAAUGGGAAACACACUGAGUCGUAAAGUCGAUCAACAAGAAAACGAAACGACUUUUAAUGAUGGUAUUAUUAUUACGUCGUCAACAAAACCUCCAGGAUCACUGAGUCUUAAUUAUGUACAAAGAGUCCCACUAGAUUCAUCCCGUGAAUAUAUUAUCGACGAGCAUCCGGUGAUACAUGGCGCGCGGUUUUCAUCAACGGCGUCUCUUGUUCCCAUUGAAAACCCCGACUUGAUACGUGACACACGAACCUCCAUAGAAGAACUGGGUAAUUAUACAUCGGAUACGCUGAUGAGCGGCCUUAUGGUCGACGAUACGCGAUUACUUUAUUCAAGUCUGUGGGACACGCGUGAGCGAAAUAAUGCCACGGGAACAAGUAAUACCAAUAAUAGCAAUAGUACAACAUAUGCUGGUAAAGACAUAAUUCAGUCUACCGUGUCUUCAAUGUCCUCAAUCGAACACCAACAGCUGCACCACCACCACCAGCAGCAACAACAACAGCAACAAUUUCCACCUGGCGCUAAACAAUUAAGGGUAUGGCAAAAAGGUGUACCUGUAUUACCACCUGUUUCCGCUUUGAAACGAGUACUAGGGUCAACACGCAGCUCUCCAGAUGAGGGAUACCAAGAGGGUACUGGUACUGAUGUCUAGGUACCGCUACUUCAUUACUGCGAUCCACGGCACAGGUAUCUUGAACUUAUGAGAAGACAUCAAGACGAAAUUGUUAUGUCGAGUCUCACGGACUAAUUAUUUAUCAAUAAUAAUAAAUAAUAAAUAAUAAUAAUACUAAUAAUAAUAAUAUUAAUAAUAGUUAUAAUAAUAAUAAUAACAAAAUACUAUUGUGCACGUGAUUCUGGUCGUGGUAGUGAAUAAAAUAAAAAAUAAAUAAAUUUAAAAAUAUAUAUAAGUGUCCGAUAAAUAAUAUUUGGAUAAACAAUAAAUAU
Messenger RNA from Microplitis mediator, 3407 nucleotides. Its product is annotated as leucine-rich repeat-containing protein 24-like. Bases 1108 to 3114 code for a protein of 668 amino acids. The record is from RefSeq and is a predicted model, not a curated record. NCBI's taxonomy places the organism in Eukaryota, Metazoa, Arthropoda, Insecta, Hymenoptera, Braconidae. The transcript has 2 exons. Gene Ontology annotation, molecular function: protein binding.